AUGACCAAUGACCAACAGCUUCGACAACUCGGAAUUUAUGUUCGUCAGAAAUUUCUAGUAAAUCAAGAAGUUUCUGCAAUACUCGAUCAAGCAAGAACAAAAUCACUUGAGCAUUCUCAUGUCAUUGCUAGCCAUGAAAAUAUGCUCAAAUUUGUUCAACUUAUGCUUCAUAUUCAUCAAUUUAAUGAUGCACUACAAAUAUUAUUUGAACGCUGGACAGACUUAGUGGAUGAAGAUACAAUUACUUCUAGACAGACUCUAUCAGUCGUUCAAAGUUUUGUGAAUCCUGUGGAAAGAUUAUCAAAAGGAUCGAACAUUGAUCAAAAUCUUUUAGAAUCGAUUGAAAAUAGACUUAAUGAUUCACCUUCCACCGAUACAAGUGAGUUAGCGAACUUGUAUAACUCAGCGGCUUGCUUAACAAACGAUCUUGAUAAAGAAUUAGACUAUUGUUUGCGUCAUUUCAAACUGCUUGAAGAGGCAGGCCAUAUGACAGCUACGACAUUUAUUCAGCACUAUCUGCAAAUCGGUGACAUUUUUUUUGAACAAGUUCGUUUGGAUGAUGCCUUAAUUAAUUAUCAAAUCGCACUGAAAAAAGCACUCGAGUCUGAACCAACAACAAAUCCUCUGCUCGGUAAUUGCUAUUAUAGAAUUGGUUUUACUUAUCUAAAAUUAGAAGACUUUGAAAGAGCAUUACAGUAUCAUAAAAAUGCUAUAGCUAUUUAUUCCAGAUCACUUCCACCAACACAUCUAAGUUUUCAUAAAGUAUAUUUGGCAUAUGGAGUUUGUCUGAUGAAUCUCAAUCGUUACGAGGAAGCAAUGGAAUAUUUUCAAAAAGCCAUUGAAGUGCAUCGAGCUUAUCCUGGUCAUGAGUGUGUAGUCGAAGCAGAGCAACAAUUUGCUGAAAUAUACUGUAAUCCACAAAAAAAUGGAAUUGAUCGUAAGAAAAUGGAUGACUUGAUUGCAAAACUAGAUAAAUUAGGAGAAGAGUGA
This is a messenger RNA of Didymodactylos carnosus, 990 nucleotides long. The record is from the annotation of a GenBank genome assembly. Lineage: Eukaryota; Metazoa; Rotifera; Eurotatoria; Philodinida; Philodinidae.